This is a messenger RNA of Oikopleura dioica, 2175 nucleotides long. The record is from the annotation of a GenBank genome assembly. NCBI's taxonomy places the organism in Eukaryota, Metazoa, Chordata, Appendicularia, Copelata, Oikopleuridae.
AUGAAUUAUGAUAUGAAGGAAUCUGUUCCUCUCAUACGGGGCGUCUCAGAUAAAAUUGAAAACGGAACAAUCGACCUUAUCGUUAAAAUGGUCAACGCCGUCAUCUUUCAAACAAAACUCGAUCCACUUUUCGCUGCUGACCAAGAAGCUACUCUCUUCCACAGCGCCAAGCAAUUCAUCCGUCCAAAAUACAAAACACAAUAUCUUCUAAAAUACUUCGAUUACUACAGCAUCGAUGACGUCCUAGACGAAGCAGGGUUGAUUUUUACUGGCUCGGAAGUGAGCAAUUUCCCGGAGCACAAGUGCUUUGAAGCCGGAGAUUCUGUCCAAGAACGAAUCGGAAGAAUCUUUGAUUAUGCAUUGAAUAUCAUCAUGAAUGACGCGAAGGAAAAUCCAAAUGAAAAGGGAGCGACUUAUGUUCCAAGUGAAGACGUUUUCAGACAACUUAAAGUUCUCAAAGAAGUCGCACUUCCUGUAAAACGGCGACUUCAUGGAGUAGACAUGGCUGUUGAACAAUAUUUAUUCUUCAUAUCUGAGUUGCUCGGAAAACAUAUCGAAGAAGAACCAGACGUCACUCUUUCAACCUUAGUCGACUACAUAGAACAGUUUUUGGAUAUUAUGCCAGACGCUGUUCAUCGCUUUGCUUCAGAGAAUUCUUUCUCUGGUGUCAAUAUGCUCAACAAGAAGCACUUUAAUUCAAAGAUUGGGAAUAUGUUUACGAUCGCAAACUCGUAUCCUCUUCAGUCCUUGCUCAGCAAUUGGAUCGGCGCAGGGGGAGAGGACGAACACAAAACUCGAAUGGAUCAAGUUCUAGCGCUAGAAAAUCAGUACAAACUCAGCCAAAUACCCUCUUCUCUUGGGAAGAACAUCGAGAGCCAUUACUCCGAAGAGCCAACAGUGAAGAUAUGGAAUUUAAUCAAAGGACUGCGAGUAGAAAGAGCCGAGGCGGAGCUCAAGACCUGGAAAAACUAUGGACGAGUAGAACUAGACCUGGAGUUUUUAAGAAGAGUAUUUGAUCCUAGGAGAAAGAAUUUGAAGGUUUUGCAUCUGUUGCAGGAUGUUGGCGGUCUGAGCGCAGCUGAAGUUGAUUAUAUAGCAAAAAGCGAUGUCUUGCUAACGCGAGCUUCGAAGCUUGCUCGGCCAGAACUCCUCGAGUCAUUUUCUUCGACCAAGUCUGAAGAUUUUUAUUCAAGGGACUUCAACAACCUGAUGUUCCGAUCAAGUCUACCUUCUUCAGCUUCAAACUCUCUUCCUGACGUUUUGCGAGAGCUAGAAGAUGCCCGGGCGAACUCGAGUCUCAAGAUGCGCCGCAUAAAUGGAUACAUCGCAACUUUGCCUCUUUCUGAUUUCGCCUCAACGAUCUCUAUACUAAACCCUCGUGAAACUGUGGCUGUUCUCAAAAGUGUUCUUCGAGGAGUCAGAAUUGGAUGUACCGAUAAGAUUGCUCCCUACUGGAUCGAAACGACUACUUCUCAUUUAAUGGAUCAACUGGACAAUUCUAUGGCAUUUGACUUUAUCGAAAAUAUCUGGGAACAUUUAGAAAAUACAAACUACCAAAUUCCGGUUCCAUUGAGAAGACCAUCAGGGGAUUCAUGGCCGGAAGAAAUUGUUAAAGCUUGGUUCAAAGCACAGGCUGAAGAUAGAAUUCGAGUUUUGGACGAAAGAGAUGUCUUUUUAAAUCCAUCGCCUGGCUCAUCUUUAUUGGCAAAUACAGUCGUAGCGAUGCUGGAUCAACUUUAUGAGGAAAACCCAACGCUUGAGGAUUAUAAUUACAAAAAUUAUAAAAGAAAAGUGGAAGAAAAAUGCUUCCCGUGUUCGAAUGAAGAUAUUUCCUCGUGUAUGAAAAUAUUAAAUAUGAAAGUUGAGCUAACGAAAACGAGGGAUCGAGAAAUUCAAGGAAGGAAGCAAAUUGGUGGAAUCAAGGAAGAAGCCAUUGACGACGAUAGCAUGUGGAAAAUGCUCGAUGAGCUUUCAAAUGAAAAACCAGAAGAGGAGACUGAUUGGGAUAUUGAAGAAGAUCUUGUGCCUGAAUUGAAGAAGGAAGAACAAACUAUCAGCAUUUGGGAUGAAAUCGACAAGAAAAAUAGAGAGAUCGAAGAAGAGCUAGCUGAAAAGGAUUCUUCUACUGACCUUUCUUGGGAUGACAUUGACAAACUCUUUGCAAACACUAAAUAA